This is a messenger RNA of Macrobrachium nipponense, 1917 nucleotides long. RefSeq lists its product as uncharacterized. The record is from RefSeq and is a predicted model, not a curated record. NCBI's taxonomy places the organism in Eukaryota, Metazoa, Arthropoda, Malacostraca, Decapoda, Palaemonidae. The coding region runs from base 284 to 1027 and encodes 247 amino acids. The transcript has 3 exons.
AAGCCAGUAGUAAACCUUCAGGCUUCGUAACCAGACGAGAUUGCCCACGGCGCUUAGCUGGCUGUGCCAAAAGGGAAAACCCCGUUUUUCUCAUAAUUCUGGGUUGGGAAAAACAGGUGUUUCCCCACCUGCGCAUCAGCUGAUACAAACCAACAUGUGUGGGAUAAAGCCUCAUAGACUCAUGCCGAAGGUGACCGCCUAAAAAGCGUGCGUGCCCCCUGCCCCCCCCCCCCCCCAUCAAAAAAAUUGCAAAAUUUUGCACACAAACAAACCCAGAAGAAACAUGGCGCCCAUGGGAUGGUUUCACGCAUUUCUGAUAGUGAUCAUCGUGAUUCUUGUAAUAGCAAUACAAGCCACUCACGGCCUUUCGGCAGCAGACCGGAACCACGCGAAAACAAAGCUGAAAUGCACAGCAGAUCCGCAUCACAGCCGCGCGGAUAUAGAAAACGACGACCAGUUCUACGUCAACCCGGAGGAAGACUUCAGCUACUUCCAAAUCUCCAUGAGGAUCGGGUCUUGUUACCCGUUUGAGAUCUACAGAGGCAACAGGUACUUCGGCAGGGAGGAAAUCCUCGGGUCGUCAGAAGCGGGGCCCGCGCUGGAGGGCAUCCCCGUGUCCCUGUCCUGCGGUAGCGCCGACGGGAAUCACGCCUACCAGGUCACCAUCGGACUGAGAAACAACACUCUGAGGAAAGAGGUGGACACGGCCACCUCCUGUGGCGAGUGUCUGGGAUUCACAGUGAAGGCUGUGGGCGCGAUCGUCUGCACCGAAGAACGCCCACCGAAGUUAGUGGGACAGAGAGACCAGAAAGGGACGAGGAAAGCGAGGAAUAGCAUGAGGAAUAGCAUGAGGACCUUGUUGAACGAGCAGCUGGAACAGGAGGUGUCCAAAGGCGUCGAGAAAAUGCGCCGCUGGAGUUCGGUGGCCUACGUGAUGGCCGUCUGCGCUUCGUUGCUUCUCUACGUCUUGAUCCUGACUGUGAGGAGCUUCCGAGGGAUGAUGGAUUCAUGCAAAGCAGACAGAUAACGCUGAAACGGGACACAAAGGGACAUUUAUCUUCGCAUUGUCACCACUGCAUCAUGGGAGGGGGGAAAAGAGCUGACUAUAGUAGAUUCACAUCAACCGUGCAUUUGACGUCUAGGCCAGCCCCUUACGACGCUCCUGAUUGGCUGUUGAUAAGCCAAUCGCAAGGCUGGAAGCUCUCGGUCUCUAUCGAGAGUUCACAGGGGUAGGUUCUAUGUUCCACCUCUCCUAUGGGAUACGUCUUUCAGGAGAGGUGGGACAUACAUCCUGCCAAUGUGAACUCUCGAGAGAGACUGAGAGCUUCCAGCCCUGUGAUUGGCUUAUCAACAGCCAAUCAGGAGCUUCGUAAGGGACUGGCCUAGACAUCAAAUGCACGGUUGAUGUGAAUUUAUUAUAGUUGAUGUGAGAUCCGGAACUUUCCCCCAGAUUACUCUCUAUAUUGGCUUUCUGGGCCUUAAUUGGAUACAUUGACGAAAAUAUUCGGUGCCAUCUUAGGGUUUUGUGGCUGAUUACAGCCUGAAUAUCACACCAGCCUGCCGUGAUCUGUGAGCGCGCCCUGUCUGCAGCUGUGGCAACAACCGCUGCUUCUGAUAGUACAGCAAAUAAAUGCCGUUUCCUGGCUGGUCUCUGUUCGAAGAUCCUACGAGAGACGAUGCCCAAGUUGCUCGAAGCUGUUCUAGACUGGAUAAGGUGAUGUUUGGACCGUCUACGCCAGUGGUUUCCAACGUGGGACGUAGGGGUUCAUUUUAUUUUUAUGGGGGCCAAGUUCUUCAAUUUUACCUUGGUAAACUUGAAAAGGAAUAAGAAGAGAAUCAUUUAUUAAUACUGAAUUUUUUUCUGUUUUUAGGGGGGUCAAAUUCUUGAAAAGGAAUAAGAAGAGAAUGAGUUAUUAA